Messenger RNA from Fusarium redolens, 1598 nucleotides. RefSeq lists its product as uncharacterized. The transcript has a single exon. Lineage: Eukaryota; Fungi; Ascomycota; Sordariomycetes; Hypocreales; Nectriaceae. The coding region runs from base 289 to 1431 and encodes 380 amino acids. The record is from RefSeq and is a predicted model, not a curated record.
AAAAAACAACAACCGAGAAUCAAGCCACACCUUCAAAGUCAAGCUCACAAUUCAAUAAACGAAUCUCACAAUGCCCUUAUGGAAGACCUAUUUCACCAGCACCAACAAGAUCAGGGACCUUCGAUGUUUACUCACAAAAGUCAAGUAUGAAAACUCUCUAGAUCCGUGAAUGAUGCAAGGCUGAUAUACAUCUCUUUCCAAGUACCUAACAAAGACCUGGUGGAUGAUUAUCUGACAAGGACUUUAAAAGAAAAUGCCUACUCAUCUCAGGCUGUGUCAUUGAACGGAAUGGUCCUCCAGGGAGGCAAAAUCUCUCGACGGCCAGAUACUCCUAUCCCGAUUAUACGAAAUCCAGCGACUCCGGGUGGAUCAUCGUUGAAUGCUCACCGAUUUUCUUCCAACAUGCUUAGCAAUCAGUUUCCGAAAGAAGAAGAGAAGCAGAGUCUGCCGUUUCCAGCCCGUAGUACAACCCCUAACAAAAAAAGACGUACAGCUGGAUUUAGCGAUGAGCUCUAUGACCUUGAUGAAGAUGGUUAUCAAAACCCCAACGAAAACGUUAAGAAAUUCGCUUGCCCUUACUUCCGAAAGAAUCCAGAGCGCCACCUGGAAUGCAUAAACCUAAAGAUGGUCCGCAUCUCCGACGUCAAGCAGCAUUUGAAGAGAAGACAUACAGCGCCUUACCCCUGUCCGAGAUGCUCUGAGGGGUUCUUGUCUCUGAACCUGCAAGAGGAUCAUAUCCUGCAACAGACUUGCUCCCUGGGAUCUGGAGCGAACUGGGAUAGUGUUUCGCUGGCUUCACAGAAAGCCCUCCAGGCUCGCUUUGGAAAGGGCCUUUCACCAGAGGCACAGUGGUACGGAAUUUGGAAAAUUCUGUUUGGAGUACCCCGUACUAUGCCGAAGCCGCAUCUGGACGGCGUCGUUAAAGAGGUUACUGGGAUGCUACGCGGCAUCUGGAUGGAUGAAGGUCGACAACUGAUUUCUGAAUUCGUCCAGGCAAUGGACCAGCCGCCCAGCUACAAUGAUCAACUAUACCAAUUACUUGCGGGGCUUCUUGAUAAAGUUGAGGCUCGCUUUGAACAAAAGCCUUCAGAGAGAAUUUCCAGGAAAGCAUCCCUUGGUUCUGAACGAAGCCCCGAGGGGCCUACCGGAGUGCAGUUGGAUACCAUUUCUCAUCUCACGACAGAGGAUCCAUUUGCAACAGAUGGCAGCCAGCGGUGCGUUCCAUCUUACAAUACUGCGAUCUUGCCUUUCGAUUUCUCAGCUACGGCAUCCGAGGUUUCUGAAAUUUCCUAUCAAGCAUCAGAGUUCAGCUUCACUGGAACGCAGCUACCACAGACUCAGUAUUCUUAUACUGAUAUUCCCAUAUCGGAUUUCCAUCUUUCGGAUUACAGUCAGCAGCAACCUAUUGUCAUGGAUGGAGCUAUGUUGUGAAAUAUGAAUAGCUUUUCAGUUAGUCUAAUUGACGGUAGUACAGGCUUCUCGAGUUGACGUAUUGUUUUUGGUUCUUGAGGAUACUUAAUAUUAAAGUAACAUCUUUGCAACUCUAUAACAUAAACUGAAGUAAAACUAUAGAACUCACUAUGCCUGACUAUAAGUUU